CCGGUGGUACCUUGCGCACAGGGACGUAUCGUAAUCGAGACAACCCGCCCGGCGCCUCCGCAUUUCGCGACUUGUUCAACUUACCGACACGCGAUAGCGCUGUCAUCAACCUCCCCACCAAGUAUCUCCCCAAUGAGAUUCCCGGGCUCGACAGACUCUUCAGGUCCGCCGUACCUGAGCCGGGGGGCCGUUUCAAAAGCGCUCUACCUCCGCCAGCACUCAGUAAACCAGCCGCAGAGUCCAGCGAUCCGCCCCGAGGACCUGAGUGUAACACCCUGGUUCACGACCACCGCCAACACAACAACCACAACCAUCGACGACUCGAUCACCGACUCUACCCAAUGCCUAGAUCGUGCCCUCGAAGCCAGCUCGUACCCCUCAUCUUCAUCUUUCUCCCGCAACAACUUUUCUUCCCUCCCUCCGGGGGCCAGACCCGAGCUCGUCUCCACCAGAGGCAGCAGCAUCGACAGCGACAACCCUCCAAUCAGGCCCCCGGCUCCCCGAAAAGCCUACAUGGACCUCAGCGACGCAAUCGCUCUUCUAGACGAAACUUGUCCCAAUCCCGACGCGAGUCCUUCAUUAACCCCGCGAACUCCGCGAACGCCGCUCAAUGCAAACUCCAGGAACAAGCGCGCCCGUUCCAAGAGCAGCGACAAUUCCUCUAACUACAGCAGCGAAAGGCUCAGCGACCGUUCCUCAACCACUGACGGGUACAAGGAAAAACGCCGUCCUUUUCUCCAGAAAAUUGGAAUUUCCAAAACAGAGGACCGGCCUUUCCUUUCAAAAAUCACCCCUAAAAUUAUCGGAAAGCCUUAUUUAGAAAAAAUCGGACCUAGCAAAGCUCUAGAGCGGCCUUUUCUCGAUAAAAUCGGCUCCUCUAAAACUUUGGAUAAAUUCAAUUUCGAAAGUUUGCGCGAAUUGCCACGUGCUAUGAUUCGCAGAACCCAAACUAUUGUUGAACCGUCUAUUGAACGGACACGUGAGGAGCCUUGCAAAGAUGUAAUAUUGGUAGUAGAAGAGGAGGAGCUCGUAGAGGAGCAAGUUAACCACUCACACUCUAUUGAUCGCAACCGCAAAAGUCUUUUACUAAAAAUGUACUCGUUUGAAACUGAAGAUCUUGAUGAGCAUGGAUCUAUUGACAUUAUCCAAGAAACCGGGCCAAGUUCUUUACCUCCGCUUGAUAAUGACACCUGUUGCCAGCCUAAUAAUGUCCAGAAUUCUCAGGAAAUUCAGAAGAAUUCGAGAACUGGCGCGGAAUUGAUUAAAUGUCGCGUUACGACUAGCGAAGAAAUUGUUUCUAGUGUCGGAUAUUUAGGCUCGCCUAGAACAGCUUCUAGUUGGAGCAAUUCGCCAUUUAGUUCUGGAAAAAAAGAAAGACCUUCGCCUUGUUUGUCCAGGUUGUUGGACAGGAAUUACAGCUCCCGCGAGAUGUCUAUUAGCGACGAAGAAGCCGCUUUGAUUGUUCCAAACUCUCCUACGAAGCGCAGAAUUUCUAAAGUCUCGCCAGAACCGCAAUUGCCUGUAAGAGUGGUGCCCUCUAAGGGAAAAAACUCGUCCCUACCUCGAGAUUUAGAUGCCUCGCCUACUAAAACGCGUCGGCAGGCUUCUGAAGAUAUUCUACCGGAAUCUAAUGGAAAUAAUCAAGAGUUUGGAAGCUUUGAUGAUAAAACUCGGAGCGCUGAAUUGAUUGCUUCGAAAAGUCGCAGGCAAACUUUCAAUGAAACUAUUGAGAAAUUUGGAGGAAGAAGCACUGAUUACAGAACCAAAAGGCAGAUUUCUGAAGACAUUUUGGACAAAACGGAUAAGAAAGAUUGCUACGGACAGCUGAUUAAUGAACGCAGAGGGAUUUCUUCGGAUAAUUUAAUCUACUCGCGAGAAACAGUCGUCGGCUCCGCGCCAUCUGCCUCCUCUUUGGGCUACCAAAGUGGAAGCGACUCUCCGUUUGCCAACAGCCAUCCGUCUUCUAAUAACAGUCAAGAUAUGCUAAGAGGAACCUUCAAAGUCUUACAUGACAAGUUUGAGCUUCAAGAUGUACCUGCUGAAAGUUACGCUGCUUUCAAACGACGCACGCGAAUGACUACAACAAGUUCUGCGGUAAUUUCCACAGAUUUUCCGAUCGUUACCGAGCGGUACAAGUUUGUAGCAAAGGAGACCACUAUUGGUCCUGUUGUCCAGGUGGGAAAAGUCUACGACAUCACGAGUAACAAAGUGUCCAAAGUUAAGGAAGUUAGCGGUAACAAGGAUGAUGAUAAGGACAAUAAAGGAUCCUUUUCAAGCUCUAAUACUGUUAAAUCAGUGCUGAAGAAACAAGACAGGAUUGACAGCACUAAUGAUAGAGAAGCAGAUGUUGCCGGUUCGCUGAUUCGCAGACCAGUCAGGAGGAUUUUUCACGAACCUUCACAAGAAACUAUGGAUCUGCUGACUGAAUUGAAAAGGAUCAAGAGUCUGCUGAAGACUCCGUCGGAAGAAGGCAAAGAUUGGGAGCUGGAUUGUCUGAAACCUGCAAGGCUGCCCAAGAAAAUUUCGCUGUCUGAUAAAGAGUUUUGUCUGUCUGUUGAGAGGGAGAACAGCAUUCGCAGAUCUUCGGUUUUUUUGAGGAUUGGUAAAGGGAAGAAAGAGAAGAAGAAGGAUGAUGAUGAUGAUGCUAAUAAUGAAGAGUCCUGUUUUAAAAAGCCAGAACCAGAAAGCGGACCGGCUUUGUUUGAAAAACGAUGCUUGUCGCUGGAUUAUGCUGAUGAUGUUAAGCCAAUUAAGCCGGAGGCUCGUGCUAUAUCCCUGGCGUCGGAAUGGACUGAUGAGAAGGACGAGGGAAAUUAUAUUGAUCCCGGUAAUUUGAUUUGCGAAUGCGACUGCGACUUUUCGGAUGUCUUUGAGGAAAAUUCGAAGAAGAAAAAUCAGGAGAAGAAAUUGGAGAAUUGUCUGGAUGUGGACAUUGCUAUUCCUGUGGAUCAAAGCGGAUCUGUUAGUCCUAAGAGGAGGGAGAAGAUCCAAGGAAGAACAAGCGAUUUGUACGAGAUUAUCUCCCCGAGAUCUACGCCCUUUAGGGUGAAGAAGAGGCUAGGGAGGAUCUCGGUGGAGGACGGCGUUAAGCCUGAGAGUUUUACUAUUGAUAAGGUCGACUGUAGGUCGGUAGUCACGCAAAAAAAGACCAAGUGCUUCCCCUUGUAACGGCUUGCCUGCGGCCAACGCCUUUUUGUUUAUUUUUUUUACAAGCGGGCCCUGGACCAGUUUUGUAUUUUCUUACUAUGUUAAGGAAAUAGUUUUUUUUCGGUCGUUUUCACGAGGGUUUCUUGGGUUUUUUUUUUAACUUUGAUGAAAUUAGAUUUUUAAUGUUUGUUUCGUAAUUUUUUUAUAGGUUAGGAGAGAUUUUUAGAGGUUAUAUUUGUUGGAGUUUGAGAGAGAUUGACUAUAUUUGGUUUCUAAUAAGGGCCAGUUUUUCAAUCAGGGAUAAAAUUUUAUCCGAGAUAAAAGUACUACCAAUAUAAUUAAAAAAAAAUAAUAAUUCAGCGACGUGAUAUUGCUCUCUGUUAAUUCUCCAUGAAUUUGGUCAUUCAUUUGAAUGAAAAUAAAUAAAUAAAUAAAAUAAUAAUAACCUCUUAUUGUGUCAAUUAAAUUAUUUUAAAUUAAUUAACACAAUUUUAAAUUAAUAAUAGAUAUGUCAAACGCAAGAAGCACAUCCACUUUAGUCUUACAUUGAAUAAUAAAAUGUCCUCGAUGAAUGAAAAUUAAGUUAGCCGACAUUUGAAAAUUUUUAGAAUUUUUU
Messenger RNA from Cotesia glomerata, 3763 nucleotides. RefSeq lists its product as uncharacterized. The transcript has 2 exons. NCBI's taxonomy places the organism in Eukaryota, Metazoa, Arthropoda, Insecta, Hymenoptera, Braconidae. Bases 133 to 3168 code for a protein of 1011 amino acids. The record is from RefSeq and is a predicted model, not a curated record.